Messenger RNA from Ustilaginoidea virens, 1155 nucleotides. RefSeq lists its product as uncharacterized. Gene Ontology annotation, cellular component: mitochondrial small ribosomal subunit. Gene Ontology annotation, biological process: mitochondrial translation. Lineage: Eukaryota; Fungi; Ascomycota; Sordariomycetes; Hypocreales; Clavicipitaceae. The transcript has 2 exons. Bases 1 to 1155 code for a protein of 384 amino acids. Gene Ontology annotation, molecular function: structural constituent of ribosome. The record is from RefSeq and is a predicted model, not a curated record.
AUGGCAUCGGCCUCCCAAGCGGCGAGGCUCUGCGCCUUUGCGUGCCGCAGGGCCUCCAGAACACAGCAUCUGCCCCGGGCGCAGCAGAUGGCUCGACCAGACGGUGCUGCUCGUCGAGCGUUCAGCACGUCCCCUGCGCGUCGGGCCAGGCAACGGGCUGAGAGGGAGGAAGACGACAACGACGAGGAAGACGCGCUACAGAACCUGGACCUGAAGACGAUGGACAGAGACUUUGCCGAGCUGGCCACGCCAAAGGGACUGCGGCAGCUGGACGAGCUGGCCAAGAGCAACGGCUACGGCACAAUCGACGAGUUCCUGACGUCCAAGCUGAGAGAGACGCCCGGGUGGGCGCCGGAAGAUCGAUCGCUGGAGGAGGAGUUGCUCCAAGACGACAUUGGAGAGAAGCCGAACAAGUCCUCGUUUUGGUUUGACGAGGACGACCCGGAGACGAAUACCGAGGAGCACGACGAGUUUGACGAAGACGACAUCACGUCCAUGGCCCACGGCAAGCUGGAGGAGGUGCGGGAGAUGAGGCAUUACGCCCGCCUGGCGGCUUGGGAAAUGCCCCUUCUCGCACAGUUCGCCAAGCCGUUUGAGCCGCCCAAGGAAGACCAAGUCCUCCGAUGGCGGUUCACCACCUACAUGGGCGAGUCGCACCCCGCCGAGAAGAAAGUGGUCGUGCAGUUCGCCCCAGACGACCUGAAGCUCACCCCCGUGCAGGCGGAGAAGCUCAAGAAGCUCGCCGGGCCGCGGUACGACCCCGAGACGGAGUUUGUCAAGAUGAGCUGCGAGAGCUACGAGCACCAGGCGCAGAACAGGCAGCACCUCCUGGCGCUGGUGAACGACCUCGUCGCGGCGGCCAAGGACCCCGAGGAUACCUUUGAAGAUGUGCCGCUCGACCUGAGGCACCGCCGGGUCAAGGCGAAGCCCAGGUUCCCCAGGGAAUGGAGGAUGACGGACCAGCGGCGGCUGGAGCUGGAGGAGCAGCGCAGGCAGCAGGCCAUCGGGGAUCUGGAGAGGGCGGAGAAGGGGCUGCUGGUGGAUGGCCAGAAGGCGAUUGAUGGCUAUCUGAUGCAGCGGGUGAUUGAGGAGCAGGAGCAGCAGGCCAGGGCGGCCGAGAUGGCGACUGCGGCGAAGACUAGGGCUAGGAGGUGA